Messenger RNA from Tribolium castaneum (red flour beetle), 2865 nucleotides. RefSeq names its product short wing (gene sw). Gene Ontology annotation, molecular function: dynein light chain binding; dynein heavy chain binding. The transcript is spliced from 12 exons. The record is from RefSeq and is a predicted model, not a curated record. NCBI's taxonomy places the organism in Eukaryota, Metazoa, Arthropoda, Insecta, Coleoptera, Tenebrionidae. Gene Ontology annotation, biological process: transport along microtubule. Gene Ontology annotation, cellular component: cytoplasmic dynein complex. The coding region runs from base 378 to 2462 and encodes 694 amino acids.
CUCCAGUUGUCGUACCAACCUAGCGACCAAAAAGUGUGACAAAAUGUCAUCAAAUUGAGGAAAAUCGCGGUUUUUUCGUUAAAAAUCCGCCGAACCGGUUUCUGUAAUCGAUCAAUCACGUUAUUCCCUCCCAGGAAUUGUGAUUCCCCCGUAAAAUCAGCGAACUCCAGUCAAUAUAUCCCGAAAUCUCGCGGAGAAAUCCCUGAUGACUCGCCACAUUACGUCAUCACAAAAAUGAAAUGGUGGUUGUAUCGGUCGGGCGUUGUAAAUUAAAUCCAAAGGAAACGUAAAAAGUCGUUCGAAAAACUCAUUAAUUCCACGUAAAUUAAGUGCAAUUUGUCGUCUCGUGUAAUUUGUACAUUCAUAGGAUUUAAGCCAUGUCGGACCGCAAAGCCGAACUGGAGAGGAAGAAGGCCCGGCUCCAGGCGCUGAGGGAGGAGAAGGACCGCCGGCGCCGGGAGAAGGAACUCAAGGAUGUGGAGGAGGCGGCCAACAGGGUGAUUUUGGGGACGGAAGGAGACAGGAAGGAGUUGGAUGAAAUGCUCAGCUCGUUGGGGGUUGCCCCCGUUUCGGAUAUUUUGUCGAGUAUUUCGAGCGCGAACUCGCUCACGCCCGACCACAGCCACAAUCACACCCCGGACACGUCCCUCCUGCCCCACAGUUCACCCAACAAUCUUAGUCAUGCAAAAAAACGCGCUCCGAAUUUGAGCGUAGUCCAGGUACAGUCCACCAACAUACCACCGAAAGAAACCGUACUUUACACAAAACAAACACAAACAACGGCAACAGGACACGAACGGGACGAUUUUUUUGGAUUUUCUUCAUGGAAGAAGUGCUACAUGGAGGACUGGUGGAGGCCACGAAAAGCUCAUGCAACCGAUUACUACGACGAAUACAAUCUAAAUCCGGGUUUAGAAUGGGAGGACGAGUUCACAGUUUUGACGUAUGACGAUGGACAAGGUGAAGACGAAGAAGGUAGUCUUCCACAUUUGGGCGGAUUCGGCAGCAAACUACCACCGGGGAUUCUACCACAUGGGCUCCCGCAGGUCAAGGAGGUGCAGCCGGCCGUUACGGCCCUGGAGCAGGAACAGGCCAAACAGGAGGUCAAGGAAGUCCGGGAACUGAGCGAGGAGGAGAAGCAGAUGAUCAUCCUCUCUGAGGACUUCCAGCACUUUGUAGAUAGGGCGGGACGAGUGAUGGAACGGGUCUUGUGUGAAAAUGUGGAUUAUUACACUGAUUACAGCGGAGGAGCGGGAGAAGAAGGAUUAGAUGAGAAAUCGCAUCAGCGCAUCUCUCUCAAUCGCUACUUCUUCGACGAGCGAUGGUCGCGUAAUCGCUGCGUUACGUCGAUGGAUUGGUCGCCACAGUUUCCCGAAUUACUGUUGGCUUCCUACAACAACAACGAAGACUCGCCGAACGAUCCCGAUGGCGUGGUUUUGAUUUGGAAUACCAAAUUUAAGAAGGCAACGCCUGAAUAUAUUUUUCAUUGUCAAAGUGCUGUGUUGUCGGCGAAAUUUGCACGAUUUCAUCCGAAUCUCAUCUUGGGUGGUACUUAUUCGGGACAGAUCGUCCUGUGGGAUAACCGGGUGCAGAAGCGGACGCCCAUCCAGAGGACGCCCUUGUCGGCCUCGGCACACACGCACCCUGUCUACUGCUUGAGCGUGGUGGGCACCCAGAACGCACACAACCUGAUAAGUAUCUCGACUGACGGUCGUCUCUGCUCCUGGUCGUUGGACAUGUUAGGCCAGCCUCAAGAGACCCUUGACUUGCACCGAAUGCAAUCGAAACCCGUGGCUGUGACAUGUUUAGAUUUUCCACAUUCCGACGUUAAUAACUUUGUGGUAGGCAGCGAAGAGGGGGCUGCAUAUUCGGCGUGUCGUCACGGCGCCAAGGCCGGAAUUACCGACACUUACGACGGCCACCAGGGCCCCAUCACUGGCAUUAGCGUGAAUUCGGUCCAAGGUGGGAUUGAUUUCUCACACAUGUUCUUGACGUCGUCCAUCGAUUGGACCAUCAAGUUGUGGAGUUUGAAGGACUCGAAACCGAUCUACUCAUUCGAGGACAACGGCGACUACGUUUUGGACGUGAAGUGGUCUCCGGCCCAUCCGGCCCUUUUCGCGGCCGUGGACGGGAGCGGGCGGCUAGAUUUGUGGAACCUGAACCAGGACACGGAAGUCCCUGCUGCCAGCGUGACGGUCGAGGGAAACCCGGCCCUGAACCGGAUCUCCUGGACUCCGUCGGGCCUCCACGUGACUGUCGGCGACAACCAGGGGAAGAUUUGGGUGUACGAUGUGGCGGAAAACUUCGCACAUCCGAGACACGACGAAUGGAACAAGUUCUUGUAUACGACGCAAGAGUUGCGCAACAAUCAAGUCGAUGAAGAAUUAGAAAAAUUAAAUUAUUCAGUCUCCAAUACUCCUUUGUCUAGUAUGGGCUCCAUUACAACCACUCCUCUGCGAUAAAUAGCCAAUUUAAUCGACUAGCUCUAAUUUAUUAUCAAGUGUUAUAAACGGUUUUGAUUUUUGCAGAUGCGGUCUGGGAAUCGGAAGAGUAUUGGUAACGAAACGUACUAAAAAACAGAACGGCGGAUUUAUUUUUUUGGCCAUUGUAUCAUUGCUUGGAUCAGUGUAAUUCAGCUGUAGUUAAGUACCAUUAUUCUGAAUACUUACUUAAAUAAUUUCGCUUGUAAAUAGCUAACUUAUUUUGUUUUUUUUUUAUAUUAACAAGUAACUUUUUUACAUUGUUAUUUUGUACCAUACGUGCCGUUGUAAACAUAUUUAUUUGAUUAAAUUGCAUUUAUCAUUGGUAUUUUGAAAUUCGUCAAACGAGACUUUAAACCGAGGUGUAAUAAAUUGUUUACUGCAA